AUGUCCUACAAGAGGUCACGCGCAACUUUCGAGGCCGAUCUUACUGCUCAACAAUCACCCUACGUUUUCUUCGGCACACCUCUUCCACCGCGCGACCCCGAAGUUCGCGACGAUGGCUCCUACGUACCGAUCUGGAAGCAGGAGGUGAGGGACGAGAGAGGGAGGAAAAGACUACACGGCGCAUUCACAGGAGGAUUCAGUGCAGGCUACUUUAACACCGUCGGCUCCAAAGAAGGAUGGACACCCUCGACAUUUGUCUCAUCACGAACCAACCGUCACAAAGAUGCCCCGAAAGCUGUCCAACAACGACCGGAGGACUUUAUGGACGAGGAGGAUCUUGCCGAUGCUGAAGAAGCCAAGAAAAUCCAGACCAACGCCGCCUUCGCCGGGCUAGGCUCGACCGCGAACGAUGCCACACGAGCGAGCAGCCUUAUGGGCCUCUUUCGUACCCAGGGUGAAACUAUGGGUGUGAAACUACUCAAGAAGAUGGGCUGGAGGGAAGGUCAAGGCAUUGGCCCCAAGGUACGGAGGAAAGCGCGACUCGAGCUGCAGAACGAUGCGACUGCCCAAGGGGGAACUUUCCUCUUUGCGCCGGAAAACGUACCCAUGAUUGCGUUUGUGAAGAAGACGGAUCGCAAGGGCUUAGGGUACGCGGGAGAGAGCAGACUGACGCCAAUCGGUCUGUCGGGGUCAAAGAAAAGCAGUCACGGUGACACGGACGACGAAGAUGAAGACGACUACGGCUCGCUGGGACGACCAAAACUCACAAUAGGCGGGGCUCGGAAGAAGGAAACCAACAAGGUUCGAGGAGGUAUAGGGAUAGGCGUCCUGAAUGAUACCGGCUCAGACGACGAAGAUCCAUACGAAGUCGGCCCCAAAAUAUCCUACAACCGAGUAAUAGGCGGAGACAAGAAGAAAAAGAAGGCUACGAUAGCGGCCAACCCGACGUUACAAGCAAAACCGAAGUUCAUCACCAAGAAAGCAGCAUCAUCAAUAUUAGGCAAAGUAGGGUUAGGAGUUCGCAAAUGCCACGACGGCCGCCUACCCCUCGACGGGUUCGUCUUCGGCAAAGAACCCGACGCCCUCACAACCGAAACCAACUCCGAAGGAAAAUACCCACCUCCCCAGAUCCCUCCAGGGUGGGUAUCAUCCAGGACACCCAAACCGGAAUCCGGCGGGUCCCCAGCAGCAAACUACGUCUCAACAGCCGACGUAGCCAAAGCCUCCACCCUCGACCCCAAAGCCCGCGCCGCCCUCCUUGGCGAAAAGCAGUUACCCGGAAAAUCCGUCUUCGACUUCAUCUCCCCCGCCUCUCGCGACCGUCUCGCCGCCGUCACGGGCCGCUCCGACCUGCCCCAAGCUUUCGGGGAAGUUCCCGCCGCCUACGCCCGCAGCGAAGCCGAAAAGCAACAAGAACUCCUCGACCGCGUUCCCAAACUCGACAAGGAGACCGCCAUAGCCGCCAUCUCCCGCGGCAUCGGCGGUGGCGCGCCCUAUGCUGAAGACGAGGAGAAGCGUGCACGGUAUAGAGGGUACUUGGAGUUCCAAGCGGGGUUUAGACCGCAACUACCACCGAAGCCGAAGAAGUUGACGGAUGAGGAGUGGUUGAGGGAGUUUCAUGAGUUCUUCAAUUGUGCGCGGAUCUUUAAGCCGAUGACGGGGUUUAUGGCUAGUCGGUUUACUACGAGUUCAUCGACCAAAGCUGCUACGUCAACUACUGGGGACAAAGACAGUUUGGUAUCAAAACCGCCACCAAAACCAGAGGAUCCAGCGGAAGAGGCGGCGAGAUUGGGUAUGUUUGGCACCAUGACUAGGUCUACGACGGACUUUUAUCCUACGAGGUUGUUGUGUAAGCGGUUUGGAGUCAAGCCGCCGGCACAUGUGCAGCCUGAUAAUUACGAUGCGACUAGUGCUGUUGAGAGGGAGUUGUUGGGUUUGGAGUUUGGGAGCACUGGCGGCGGAGGAGGAGGAGGGAGUACGGCCAUGGCUGAUUUGGAAAGAGGAGGAGGAGAGGCACAGAAGCCUGCGGCUGCGGUCCUUGAUACGUCGAGGAAUGAGGCGUUGGAAGGGAAGAGGCCGGGAGAUGAAGUGUUCAAGGCCAUUUUUGGGGAUAAUUCCAGCUGCUCGUCCUCCGGGCCCAUCUUCGACCACCCUCCACAUCACCACAGGGCCUCUCGCCUUUCUCUCCCCAAACGGCGUAGCGCAGAAGAAGACACUGGAUUGCUAUCCGACCUGGACCUGGACCUGAACCUGGACAACCUGGCCCUGGAUCACCAUCACCUAAACCACCUGUCCGACGACAACAACACCAUACCCGAGACACUUCCGCCGGGUCUUGUCUGCUUCACUGCAGAAGUCAACGGCUUCCGUCGCCCAACUACCACCACCGCUGUCGCCGGUCCUGAGCCACCAUCGGCCUCUCGUUCUCCGCCACCCCAAUACCCGGCGUCCGAGUCCUCUUCAGCCGGACGACCUCCGCCCUUCUCGUCGCUCUUUGCCAGUCCAUCAGCGGACCCCGAACUUGCCAGUUCAGCAUCCGUCUUUGAACCAUUCGACGGCAAGUACGCCGCCGUUUCAGUCACCGAUUUCGAUAAUAACGACGUCGUCAACGACCAAGACGAAUUAAACGAAGUCGCAUCAUCGCCAUCUGCCGCCCCAGCUUACGCGCCGUCCGAUCCAUUCGUUGUACAUCAUCCAUCAGGAGUAGGAAGCAGUAGUAGUGCUUUUGUCGCCACCGCGCCUUCGACCUCGUCCCCCGGAUUCCAGUUCCAGGACGAAACCAAGCGCGCGCUCUCUCAAAAGGAGGAUACCAAGGGCGAGUCAUCUCGCAAGGAGGAAGAAGCAGAGCCGCCACCGGCAUAUUCGGAGGGAUCCAGUCCCCUCCAGUCUUUCACAUAUCUAAUGGCUGCCGCGGGAGGAGCGUCGAGUAUCAUUACUCAGGUCCAGCAGGGUGGACCGCCUAUUAAUACCCUUGGAGAUGUCGCCGCCGAUGAGACGAUUACUAUUGACCUGCGGGGAACGCGGUUCACACUAUCACGCGACGAGUUGCUAACGUUACCCGAAUUCGUCCUUUUGUCCCUCUUUCCCAAUGGACUCUUCCCCGAAGGACACAUGGGUGGCUUUGGCGAGGGAGAUGCCGUACAAGUUGACUAUGACCCAGCAUCCCUACAAUACAUGCUGGAGUUCUUCCGCACAGUAGCCCAGUCCAUCCCCGUAGACCCUUCCAACCCCCAAGAUGGCAGCGAUGGCAUAGUACCCCUCGACCCGGCGUCUGGCGCAAGAGGUGAUGACGGUUCUAAGCGCGCCGGCAUCAUUGUGCUGCGCGAGGACCUGGACUUCUACGCCAUCCCCCCUCGCGCCGACCUUGGUCAGGCUGAGAUGAUGGAGAUCAAGCGCGCGGCUGCUCGAGCGCUGCUCAAGCAGGAUGGUAUUUUCAGCGGGCUGAAGAAGAGUGAUGAGCCGGGCACGACCGAGGCGCAUUUGAUUGAGAUGUUGACUGCUGGCGGCUUCAACUACGACGACCGCUGGGGCCAUCGCGCCGGCGAGCCCAACAAGGCCGUCAUCUGCUCCCUCGCCCUCGCCCGCCUGCGCUCCGACAUCAAGGGCAACGAGAUGGGCAGCAACGCCGUCGGCAUGGCCCAGAAGCUUUUGCUUUUCUGGCGCAAGCCCGCUCGCAGGUGCUGGUGGGAAGGUGUCGAGCUCGAGGGUGUCGAGGGUCUCGAGCCCGGCACGAAGCUGAAGGUGUGGAUCCGCAGGGUGUGGACGCUGGAGAUGAGUGUGAUUGGACUGCGUUAG
This is a messenger RNA of Neurospora tetraspora, 3795 nucleotides long. RefSeq lists its product as uncharacterized. Lineage: Eukaryota; Fungi; Ascomycota; Sordariomycetes; Sordariales; Sordariaceae. Gene Ontology annotation, biological process: mRNA processing. Gene Ontology annotation, molecular function: RNA binding. The record is from RefSeq and is a predicted model, not a curated record. Bases 1 to 3795 code for a protein of 1264 amino acids. The transcript is spliced from 8 exons. Gene Ontology annotation, cellular component: nucleus.